AUGCCUACUCCACUUGACGAUACUCUUCCUUCUUUGAAUUCACACUCUCAUUUAGCUGGUCGCCAGAGCCAGCGCCUUCCAUUGCACCACGACGCCCAAUUCCCACACGAACUCGAACUCGACGAGCUCCCAACAUCCCGGAACCGUCCAAAGAGACUUAUCUUUGCCGAAGAUUCACAAUCAAGAUCCCAAGAGGAUACCAAGCAUCUUCUCGGCCGAACAGAUUCGGAAGACGAGGAAGACGGUGACAACGAUACCUCUAUGGGUGCUAGAUCUCGGCGCUCUAAGCCCCAAGAGCCUAAAGGCUCAUCCUCUUCCACCGAAGAGGAAAACGGGCACACAAACGGCAAAAUGAACCACAAUGUUGAAUACCGGCGCAAAAAUGCCAACCUUACGUCUCCUGUGGUCACGGAGAAUUUAAUCGGGCGCGAAUCUUUUACACUCGACGACCACGUCCCCCGAACGCCUACUAUAAACAAUCAUGGUUUCUUCCAAUUGCCGAUGCAGGACAGGCGCAAUUUCGGGCUCUUGGUCCUAUUAUAUUUCUUACAAGGCGUGCCGAUGGGGCUGGCGGCUGGAUCGGUGCCGUUUCUACUGAAGGGGGCGCAUUUGUCAUAUAGUGCGCUUGGGGUCUUCAGUUUGGCCUCCUACCCAUAUUCCCUAAAGCUUCUGUGGAGUCCUGUAGUGGACGCGGUAUGGACCCCAAAGGCGGGGAGGAGAAAGAGCUGGAUUUUGCCGAUUCAGAUGCUGUCAGGGUUUGGGAUGAUAUGGCUAGGGUCAAUGGUCAAGGAUAUGAUGGUUACAGCAGGCGCCCAGGACGGGUCUGGAAUAUGGGGGUUUACCGGAUGGUGGUUCUUCCUCGUUCUUAUGUGUGCCACCCAAGAUAUUGCAGUUGAUGGAUGGGCCUUGACGUUAUUGACCCCGGGAAAUAUCUCUUACGCCUCGACGGCACAAACAGUAGGACUGACUGCUGGACAAUUCAUGUCCUACACCGUAUUCUUAGCUUUCAACUCUCCCGACUUCGCCAACAAAUGGUUCCGGAAGACGCCCCUAGAUGAAGGAGUAAUGACUCUCGGAGGAUAUCUUACGUUUUGGGGCUGGGCUUAUAUAAUUGUAACCAUUGGCCUUGCCUUCUUGAAAAAGGAGGAGAAGACCAAAAACGAAGACGGGAUCUGGGAUGUCUAUAAAGUCAUGUGGGGUGUCUUGAAGCUCAAGAACAUCCAGACGAUUAUCAUCAUUCAUUUGAUCGCCAAAAUUGGAUUCCAGGCAAACGACGGCGUCACAAACUUGAAGCUGAUUGACAAAGGAUUCAGUCAGGAGGAUCUCGCAUUGACUGUCCUAAUUGAUUUCCCCUUCGAAAUAGGUCUGGGUUAUUAUGCUGGCAAAUGGUCCAGCACAUACACGCCGAUGCGUCUCUGGUGCUGGGGUUUCGUGGGACGUCUCAUUGCCGCAGUCAUUGCACAGAUAACCGUGAUCAUAUUCCCCGCAAACGGUGUAGAUACCUGGUAUCUGCUCGUAGUGAUCGCUGAGCACAUUUUUUCGACAUUUACGAACACUGUCAUGUUCGUUGCCAUCUCGGCGUUCCAUGCCAGGAUUGCGGACCCAGUUAUUGGUGGUACAUAUAUGACUUUACUCGCAACGGUCUCAAACUUGGGCGGCACAUUUCCCCGAUUCUUCGUCCUCAAACUUGUAGAUUACUUCACCGUGGCUACCUGCAUUCCACCUCCGGAUACAUACAAGCUUCCUGCAACCCUCCGAGGCCCCCUUAUCACAGAUUCAUUCUCCUGCUCUCUAUCAGCUGAGAAAGACCGCUGUCUCCAAGGUGGAGGGAUCUGCGAUAUCAGCAGAGACGGCUAUUACGUUGUGAACAUUUUAUGUGUUAUUAUUGGUGUCAUAACAUUCUGGGGCUAUAUUAAGCCUGCGGCGUUGAAGCUACAGGCUCUGCCGUUGAGGGCUUGGAGAAUUGCAGAUGGUGCUAGCUAG
Molecule: messenger RNA, 1983 nt
Organism: Venustampulla echinocandica
Lineage: Eukaryota; Fungi; Ascomycota; Leotiomycetes; Helotiales; Pleuroascaceae
Exons: 2
Coding region: 1-1983 (660 amino acids)
Cellular component (GO): membrane
Molecular function (GO): acetyl-CoA transmembrane transporter activity
Source: RefSeq, a predicted model, not a curated record